Chrysochloris asiatica (Cape golden mole) is the source of this 978-nucleotide messenger RNA. RefSeq names its product ribosomal RNA processing protein 36 homolog. Gene Ontology annotation, biological process: maturation of SSU-rRNA from tricistronic rRNA transcript (SSU-rRNA, 5.8S rRNA, LSU-rRNA). Gene Ontology annotation, cellular component: nucleolus; 90S preribosome. NCBI's taxonomy places the organism in Eukaryota, Metazoa, Chordata, Mammalia, Afrosoricida, Chrysochloridae. The transcript has 3 exons. The record is from RefSeq and is a predicted model, not a curated record. The annotation marks the transcript as partial.
AUAAAGAAGCAGCAGCAGGAUGUGGUCAGGUUUCUGGAAGCCAACAAGAUAGAAUUUGAGGAGGUGGACAUCACUAUGUCAGAGGAACAGAGGCAAUGGAUGUACAAAAACAUCCCCCCAGAAAAGAAACCUUCUCAGGGCAACCCUGUGCCCCCUCAGAUAUUUAAUGGCGACCGAUACUGUGGAGUUCACAAGUUUUUCACAUUUGACUGGAAACAGUCUACAACUUUUCUAAUGCUCAUUUUUUGGUCUUCCUUCCGGCCCCGAUGCGGCGGGGAGGGCGGCGGAGGCCUAAAACCUGGGGCCGCGACCCGGGACCUGCGGAAGGGCACAUCCAACAUGUCAUUUGAAGAGCUGUUGGAAUUACAGAGCCAAGUGGGGACUAAGAAGUAUAAGCAGUUGGUAGCUGGAAACAACACUAGGAAGCAAGAUUCUAGACCACCUGGCCAAAAUGCGUGUGUUGCAGAUAAACACAAGCCUUUGGAAAUGUCGGCCAAGGCCCGGGUGCCAUUUUUGCGUCAAGUUGUCCCGGUCAGUAAGAAGGUGACCCGGGACCCCCGCUUUGAUGACCUCUCAGGGGAAUAUAAUCCUGAGGUGUUUGACAAAACAUAUCAAUUUCUGAAUGAUAUUCGAGCCAAAGAAAAAGAGAUUGUGAAAAAGCAAUUAAAGAAGCAUCGUUCUGGGGCGGAGCAUGAGAAACUGCAGCUGCUGCUUCAGCGAUUAGAACAGCAAGAAAUGGCACAGCAGGAUCGAAAGCAGCAGCAGGAGCUAUGCCUGGCCCUGAAAAAGGAGCGGCGGGCUCAGGCCCAGCAGGGCCACCGGCCGUACUUCCUGAAAAAAUCUGAGCAGCGUCAGUUGACCGUAGCUGAGAAGUUCAAGGAGCUGAAACGCAGUAAGAAGCUGGAGAGCUUCUUGAGUCGAAAGAGGCGCCGAAAUGCAGGCAAGGACAGGAGGCAUCUUCCCUUGAGCAAAGAGUAA